CGGGCGCAGCAUCCUGGCGCGGGCCGGGCCGCCUGCAGCCACUGCGGUCGGGGAAGGUCCCAGCGCGGUCAUGGCCCCGCGAGGCGCCGGGCCCGGCCCAAGCGCACAGAACCCCGCGCAGUAGCCCGGAGGAGAGGCAGCCUGGACGUCGCGGACGGCCUGGCGGGCAGCAUGGAGGAGGCGCACCUGCUCUCGGCUGCGGACGUGCUGCGCGGCUUCUCGGUGACAGCCGAGGGAGGCUUGAGCCAGGAGCAGGUGGCAGACGCGCGGGAGCGGUACGGCCCCAAUGAGCUCCCUACUGAGGAAGGGAAGUCCCUGUGGGAGCUGGUGCUGGAGCAGUUUGAAGACCUCCUAGUACGCAUCCUGCUGCUGGCGGCCCUGGUCUCCUUUGUAAGUAAGCCCUCCCUGCCGUCCUGUGAGCCAGGUCCUGCCCGUCCUCAGAGCCGUAGGCUGCUCUCCUCUCAGACAUGGACACUCCUCAGGCUUCAGCUGCCCCACAGUGAACCCCUGCCUCCCACCUGAAUCCCUCUAAUCCAUUAAUGGCCUGGUGCGGAUGGCUUUCCAAGCCCCAAGCCUGCCUGGCCUGUCCCUGCCCUGGCCAGGGUCUGUCAACCUCAGCAUCCUUGACAU
Messenger RNA from Acomys russatus (golden spiny mouse), 630 nucleotides. Its product is annotated as sarcoplasmic/endoplasmic reticulum calcium ATPase 3-like. Gene Ontology annotation, molecular function: P-type calcium transporter activity. Bases 172 to 522 code for a protein of 116 amino acids. The record is from RefSeq and is a predicted model, not a curated record. The transcript is spliced from 3 exons. Lineage: Eukaryota; Metazoa; Chordata; Mammalia; Rodentia; Muridae. Gene Ontology annotation, biological process: intracellular calcium ion homeostasis; calcium ion transmembrane transport.